Molecule: messenger RNA, 321 nt
Organism: Linum trigynum
Lineage: Eukaryota; Viridiplantae; Streptophyta; Magnoliopsida; Malpighiales; Linaceae
Source: the annotation of a GenBank genome assembly
AUGGCGGCCACUACGCUAGCAGUGAUUAAAACUGUCUGGGUAUUGGGAGGUGAUGAUCCGGGGAAGAGGAAAAGCGCCGGGACGACGAUGAGAUUGGCCGUUGAGUUGGGAAGGAGGUUUCGCUUGCUUGGAGAACAGCAGGGAGGUGGAGAAGGGAGUUUCGGUUUCGAGAAUGGCAACCGUGCUCGAAGGAGAAGAUUGCUGCAUGUACAAGUAGACGUUGUUGGCGGAGAAGGAGAAGAAGGGAGGGGAGAGGAGCAAGAGGAAGCGAGGAGGGAAGCCAUGGAGGAUAAAAAGAAAGGGAAGAAUUUGUGGCGCUGA